This is a messenger RNA of Sinocyclocheilus anshuiensis, 1671 nucleotides long. Its product is annotated as alcohol dehydrogenase class-3-like. Gene Ontology annotation, biological process: formaldehyde catabolic process. Lineage: Eukaryota; Metazoa; Chordata; Actinopteri; Cypriniformes; Cyprinidae. The record is from RefSeq and is a predicted model, not a curated record. The transcript has 12 exons. Gene Ontology annotation, molecular function: alcohol dehydrogenase (NAD+) activity; S-(hydroxymethyl)glutathione dehydrogenase [NAD(P)+] activity; zinc ion binding. Bases 210 to 1427 code for a protein of 405 amino acids. Gene Ontology annotation, cellular component: cytosol.
GAAUGGUGACUUAACUCUCCUUUUGUGUCUAAAGAAGAAAGUCAUACGGGUUUGUAACUGAGGGUAUAAAAAGUAUAAAUACAAUUUUGGGGUGAGUUUUUGCUUGAAAUUGAACGCAGUUUCCAAACAGCUCCACUAGAUGGAGAUUGCGUUCCAGCUUGUUUUGAGUCCGCCAGCCUUGCGCAGAAGGAGGCCGGUUAGCCAAUCACAUGCAAUGCAGAAAAGAACAUUUUAACUGGCAUAAAUGUUCUAUCUCUGCAACGUUGUCACUGUAUCAAAAGUGUGUCGUUGCCAUGGAAACUGAGGGUAAGGUGAUCGAGUGCAAGGCAGCAGUGGCCUGGGAACCAGGAAAAGCACUCUCCAUUGAGGAGGUGGAGGUUGCCCCUCCCAAAGCACAUGAAGUACGAAUUAAGAUAGUAGCAUCUGGAGUAUGCCACUCAGAUUGGGCUUACCUGUAUUAUGUUGCUCAGAUGAAGCCACGGCCUUUUCCUUUGAUCCUGGGACAUGAAGGGGCUGGGAUUGUGGAGAGUGUUGGUCCAGGUGUCACAAAGGUAUCUAAAGGAGAUAAAGUCAUUCCUCUGUUCCUGCCACAGUGUGGACAGUGUGAACGCUGCCUGAGUCCAAAGACAAACCUCUGCACCAAAGACUGGGACAAAACUCAACAGGGUGUUCUUGCAGAUGGCACCAGCAGGAUCACCUGCAAGAAUCAGCAGAUUUACCAGUUUAUUGGUGUCAGCACCUUCUCUGAAUACACCGUUGUGCCAGAGGACAAUGUCACCAAGAUUCACCCAGAUGCUCCAUUGGACAAAGUCUGUCUGCUGGGCUGUGGAGUGUCUACAGGAUAUGGAGCAGCAGUGAACACAGGCAAAGUAGAAUCUGGCUCUACAUGUGCGGUGUUUGGUUUGGGAGCUGUUGGACUGGCAGCUGUCAUGGGAUGCAAGGCUGCUGGUGCUUCCAGGAUCAUCGCUGUAGACAUCAAUCCAGACAAGUCUGAGAUCGCCAAGACUUUUGGAGCAACUGAGUUUGUGAACCCUAAAGACCACAGUAAACCCAUUCAGGAGGUGCUGAGGGAGCAGACUAAUGGUGGCGUUGACUUCUCUCUUGAGUGUGUGGGGAAUGUGGGAGUAAUGAGGGCUGCUGUGGAAGCGUGCAGUCCUGCAGGGGGAAUCUGUGUGAUUGUGGGUUGGAUUGAGGUGGAGGAACUUUCUCUGGCCCCCUUGGAUAUCCUACUAGGAAGAACUCUGAAAGGCACUUAUUUUGGAGGUUGGAAGAGUGUUGAGGCGGUGCCCAGACUUGUUCAAGACUAUAUGAGCGGGAAGCUUCUGCUGGAUGAAUUUGUGACACACAGACUGACUCUAGAUCAGGUUAACCAGGCCUUUGAUCACAUGAUCACUGGGAAAAGUAUCCGGACAGUGAUUGAGAUGUGAAAUGGAGAUGAUUCUCAAUAUCCUUCAAACAACUCAAGUAUUUUGGUCCCUUUUCACUGCCUGUAUGUAUUGGCUAAAUUACACAGGCACAGCGAAUUAAAGGUGCCAAAGGAAAGGAGAAGUCACAUUCACUGAAUAAAGCGUUGCUUGUUUUUUUGUCUAUUGUCUCUAGGAGAAUACAGAGACCAUGUCUGUUAUGAUCAGAAACUGUUCCACACAAUAAAGCCAAGUUUGUUGAAUUUGA